ACUACAUGUCCCAAAAUGCACCGCGGCGGCUCUGUGGCGUCGGCUGGGAAUUACUGUCCUGAGCUCCCGCCCAGCCCGUGCUGUCACGUGACCCGCAUUCGCUUGAAACCCACGUGGGAAGGUGGAACGAAGGCUCUUCCGGGGCAGAAUGCUGCAAAGGAUAGUGGUGAGGGGGGCGCACAUCACCCCUUGCGGCUCGGAUGCCACGUCCUCUCUGUUUCUCGGAGCCUUCACCAAUCUCCGAGGAGUCACAUCCCCCUCAUCCCUAUUGUGGUGGAACAGACAGGUCGUGGUGAGCGAGCCUAUGACAUCUACUCUCGCCUUCUGAGGGAGCGCAUUGUCUGCGUGAUGGGUCCGAUUGAUGACAAUGUGGCCAGCUUAGUCAUUGCACAGCUGCUGUUUCUGCAGUCAGAAAGCAACAAGAAGCCCAUCCACAUGUAUAUUAACAGCCCAGGUGGCACAGUGACCUCUGGACUGGCCAUUUAUGACACCAUGCAGUACAUCUUGAACCCCAUUUGCACUUGGUGUGUGGGGCAGGCGGCCAGCAUGGGCUCUCUGCUGCUGGCUGCAGGUUCGCCAGGCAUGCGCCACUCCUUGCCAAAUUCUCGCAUCAUGAUCCACCAGCCCUCAGGGGGAGCACGGGGCCAAGCCACAGACAUUGCCAUCCAGGCAGAGGAAAUCCUCAAGCUGAAGAAACAGAUCAAUGGCAUUUAUGCCAAACACACUAAGCAGGCCAUAGAUGUGAUUGAGGCUGCCAUGGAGAGAGAUCGUUACAUGAGCCCAGUGGAAGCCCAGGACUUUGGCAUCUUGGACAAGGUGCUCGUCCACCCUCCACAUGAUGGAGAAGACGAACCAGAGCUAGUGCAGAAGGAAACUCCUCCUACAGCCCCACCAUCAUCAUCUUCCUCAGCUGAGCCCUGAGGGGGUCUGCAGCCUCUUCUGGAUCCCUGUCCCAUUGGAGAUUCUUCCGGCAGCACCAGUGGUUGCGAAGUGACAAUGGCAGACUGACUGAUCAGACGGUCUAGAUUUGCCUAAGGAGACUGAGUGGCAGCGGACUAUCUCUUAAGAAAGGUCCUGCCAGUAGUUGGCCAGCUGUGUUCUUAGGAGCUGGCCUCUUUCCCACUUACUCUGUAGGAUCUCAUUAUUAUCCUCUCUUUAGCUAAGUGUUUCUUUCCGCAGUUAUAUAGGAUUCUUUAGCAGAGUGAGGGAUUUGAAUUAAACAUUUACCUCUGUGAUGUGGA
Molecule: messenger RNA, 1241 nt
Organism: Pogona vitticeps (central bearded dragon)
Lineage: Eukaryota; Metazoa; Chordata; Lepidosauria; Squamata; Agamidae
Source: RefSeq, a predicted model, not a curated record